Lathyrus sativus (Indian pea) is the source of this 1437-nucleotide messenger RNA. The record is from the annotation of a GenBank genome assembly. NCBI's taxonomy places the organism in Eukaryota, Viridiplantae, Streptophyta, Magnoliopsida, Fabales, Fabaceae.
AUGGGUUCGAGAUUCCCAUCUCAUCAGCUCAGCAAUGGUCUGUAUGUAUCAGGCCGUCCUGAACAGCCGAAAGAAAAGGCUCCGACAAUGAGCUCGGUUGCCAUGCCUUAUACGGGCGGUGACAUCAAGAGGUCGGGGGAGUUAGGGAAAAUGUUUGAUAUUCCUAUGGAUGGCUCUAAAUCUAGAAAAUCAGGUCCAUUAAAUAAUGCUCCUAUAAGGACGGGAUCGUUUGGAGGCGCUGUUUCGCACUCCGGCCCGAUUAUGCAGAACGCGGCUGCUCGUUCUGCUUAUGUCACAUCAGGUAAUCUAUCUGCUGCAGGCAUGUCUACUUCAGCCUCAAUGAAAAGGACGAACUCUGGUCCGCUAAAUAAACAUGGGGAACCGGUCAAGAAGUCGUCUGGUCCUCAAUCAGGUGGCGGUACACGCCAAAACUCUGGUCCAAUACCUCCUGUUCUUCCAACAACCGGUCUGAUUACAUCUGGCCCACUAAACUCAUCAGGGGCUCCAAGGAAGGUGUCUGGUCCAUUAGAGUCUUUAGGGUCGAUGAAAGCGCAUAAUGCUGCUGUAGUUCAUAAUCCAGCUGUGACUACUCUCAGUGUGGACGAUGAAUAUUCCUUCAAAAAGAACUUCCCUAAGCCAAUAUUGUGGUCCGUCAUUCUGAUUUUUGUUAUGGGAUUCAUUGCUGGUGGCUUUAUUCUCGGAGCUGUCCACAAUGCUAUAUUGCUUAUUGUUGUAGUAAUUCUUUUUGGUGCGGUCGCGGCAUUGUUCACUUGGAAUAGUUGUCGGGGAAGAAAAGCUAUUGUUGGUUUCAUUUCUCAAUAUCCAGAUGCCGAGCUUAGAACUGCCAAGAAUGGACAGUUUGUGAAGGUUUCUGGGGUGGUUACUUGCGGCAAUGUUCCAUUAGAGUCCUCUUUUCAAAAAGUUCCAAGAUGUGUAUAUACAUCCACUAGCUUGUAUGAGUAUAGAGGAUGGGAUUCCAAAGCAGCUAACGCAAAACAUCGCCGUUUUACUUGGGGACUCCGUUCGACAGAGAGGCAUGUGGUGGAUUUUUACAUCUCUGAUUUCCAAUCCGGAUUGAGAGCAUUGGUUAAAACAGGCUUUGGUGCAAGGGUGACUCCUUAUGUUGACGAUUCCGUUGUAAUUGAUGUAAAUCCAGAGAAUAAAGACAUGUCCCCCGAUUUCCUACGAUGGUUGGGGAAGAGAAACCUUUCAAGCGAUGAUCGUGUCAUGCAAUUAAAAGAAGGGUACAUAAAAGAAGGUAGCACGGUUAGCGUAAUGGGAGUUGUUCAUAGAAACGACAACGUGCUUAUGAUUGUGCCUCCGCCAGAACCUUUAACAACGGGGUGCCAAUGGGCGAAAUGUAUUUUUCCAGCCAGUCUGGAAGGAAUUGUUUUGAGAUGCGAGGAUACAUCGAAGAUUGAUGUGAUUCCAGUGUAG